AUGGACGAACCAACGCCAAGUUUAGUUGAAUUAGAAAAGCAAACGGCUUUUGGAAAAAGAGAAUUAGAGGAAAUAUUAAAUGGUUUUUCACGGUCAUUCCGUCACGGUCUUGAUAAAGAUGAGAAUACAAUGAUCCCUUCCUUUGUUUGUCGGUUACCAACUGGUACGGAAACUGGUACAUAUCUUGCCUUAGAUUUGGGUGGGACCAAUCUACGCGUGGCAGCUGUUACUUUACUUGGUGAUGGAAAAACAGAAAUUGAACAUAAACAGUAUCCUAUACCUGAAGAGUUAAAGAACGGUGAUGCUGAAUCUUUUUUUAAUUGGAUUGCUGAUGGUACUAAAAGUUUGUUGGAUCUGCCUGGAGUUAAAGCCAAAAUCGCCGAUAAAGAGUUGUACAUGGGCGUAACAUUCAGUUUUCCGAUCAAGCAAACUAAUAUAGAUAAAGGCAAAGUGAUGAAGAUGGGCAAGUCAUUCAAUGUCUCCGGUUUGGUGGAUCAUGAUGUAAUUGAACUCUUACGAGAUGCUUUCGAUCGUCAG
Funneliformis caledonium is the source of this 537-nucleotide messenger RNA. The record is from the annotation of a GenBank genome assembly. Lineage: Eukaryota; Fungi; Glomeromycota; Glomeromycetes; Glomerales; Glomeraceae.